This is a messenger RNA of Bubalus bubalis (water buffalo), 821 nucleotides long. Its product is annotated as phospholipase A and acyltransferase 3-like. Gene Ontology annotation, biological process: N-acylphosphatidylethanolamine metabolic process. The transcript has 5 exons. Gene Ontology annotation, cellular component: cytoplasm. The record is from RefSeq and is a predicted model, not a curated record. Bases 1 to 714 code for a protein of 237 amino acids. Gene Ontology annotation, molecular function: glycerophospholipid phospholipase A1 activity; A2-type glycerophospholipase activity. NCBI's taxonomy places the organism in Eukaryota, Metazoa, Chordata, Mammalia, Artiodactyla, Bovidae.
AUGGGAACCAUCAAUUUACAGCCAGUUGUUCAGAGCGCAGCCCCACCCUUGGUUCCCAGCUCUCCCAUCACCUCUAAAGUCUUCUUCUUGGUUUUGCAGCCCGAACCCCAGCCUGGAGACCUGAUUGAAAUCUUCCGUGGUUUCUACUCACACUGGGCUGUCUACGUUGGUGGCGGAUAUGUGGUCCACCUGGCACCGUUACGGAAAAUUUCUGGAACUGGUUGGUCCAGUAUCAUGUCUUCAGCAGCCGGCAAGGCCAUAGUAAAGAUGGAACGACUAUGUGAUGUGGUUGGGAAAGAUCGGUACAAGGUCAACAACAAGCACGAUGACAAGUACAACCCAUUCCCUCCCAGCAAAAUCGUCCAGCUGGCAGAGAAGCUGGUGGGCUGCGAAUUGUGCUACCAUCUGAUCUGCAAGAACUGCGAGCAUUUCGUCAAUGAGCUGCGCUACGGGGUCUCCCGCAGCGACCAGGUGAGUCAUGUAUUGAAGAAAGUGCAGACAGCACUUGGAGCCUUAGCAGGUCGGGGCGCUGGGGAUACAGCAAAGUUGAAGACAAGUGAGGUCUCUGCUAAGGACUCAGGUCAUAGAUGCUGUCCCAGAAGCUAUCAUCAUGGAACCGCACCUGUUAUACACAAUCACUGCAACCAUCUGGGUCUGGAUAAAACUUUCUCAGUCUUGAGGCAUUCUUUUUAUCUAUUCUCAGCAGCCAGUUGAAAGGUAUAUAAUGCCUUGCUUAAACUAGUGAGGGGGGCACUCUUUCUACCCCACUUCUGAUAUCUAUGUCAGAAGCUUUCUCUAUCCUUUUACCUUAAAUAAAAAUC